Molecule: messenger RNA, 207 nt
Organism: Gongylonema pulchrum
Lineage: Eukaryota; Metazoa; Nematoda; Chromadorea; Rhabditida; Gongylonematidae
Source: the annotation of a GenBank genome assembly
AUGUUAGGCAGACUGAUGACGUUUGAACAGUUGGCUGUGUGUCAGGGGUAUUCCAUGUUUGGUGCCGAGCAGCAUGGGCAAUGUCAAUCGUCCGACGUAGCUGCUCCGCGGCAUGUUGCAGGACAUUCAAGCGAGCAGCAACUGGAGCCAGAGCGAAUUUUUAAUGGAGUUCGAUGCGGUUUUGCUGGAAAAUUUAUAGUGAUUUAA